AUGAAUCCUACUCCGAGGGAUGACCACUUGAAAAGAGGGUCUAAGGUUGCACCGUAUGAGGCAUUGAUAGCAGGGACGGUAUCUGGAGGUGUUGCUAGAGGAAUCACUGCACCGUUAGACACAAUAAAGAUACGAUUGCAAUUGCAAUCUAAAUUUUUCAAGCAUGGAAGGCCAGUUUAUUCAUUGGUCAAGGACUUGUUACAACAUGAAGGGGUGAUUGCGUUAUGGAAAGGUAAUGUACCUGCGGAAAUGCUCUAUAUUAUCUACGGAGGUGUACAAUUUACUUCGUAUUCUAUGUUGAACGCGAAUUUAUCACUUUUGGAAAAGAAUCUCAAUAUUGUGAAACUAUCCAGUUCGACUCAUUCGUUAAUUGCUGGUGUUGGUGCAGGAGUAGCAAGUACUCUAGCUACCUACCCUUUUGAUCUUCUCCGAACAAGACUUGUUGCAAACACAAAGAAAGACCUUUUAGGAAUGACAGCAACCGCGCGUGGUAUAAUCAAAGCUGAUGGUCCAGGGGGGCUAUUCGUAGGUAUGGCACCAGCAAUGUUAGCAAUAGCCCCUACUACUGGACUCAUGUUUUGGUCUUAUGAGUUAGCAAGAGAGUUUCUGACAAAUUUUGGGCACGUCCCGUUUCUUGAAGGCAUAUGCGGAUUUGUAGCUGGAACUUUUUCAAAAGGAAUAACGUUCCCAUUAGACACACUACGAAAGAGGUGUCAAAUCUAUCCAAUCGUGCAUGGAAAGAGAUAUACAAGAGCAUCUCAUGUGUUUUUCAACAUCAUUGAAAAAGAAGGAAUACUUGGAUUAUAUAGAGGUUAUGGUAUAAGCAUUUUGAAGACAGCGCCAACUAGCGCUAUUUCACUUUGGACUUUUGAAAUCGUGAUUACAUCAAUGAGAAAGUAUCAAAAUGCAAAACCACUAACCAAGUGA
Lodderomyces oxycetoniae is the source of this 927-nucleotide messenger RNA. Its product is annotated as thiamine transporter. The transcript has a single exon. Gene Ontology annotation, cellular component: mitochondrial inner membrane. Gene Ontology annotation, molecular function: thiamine transmembrane transporter activity. Gene Ontology annotation, biological process: thiamine pyrophosphate transmembrane transport. The record is from RefSeq and is a predicted model, not a curated record. NCBI's taxonomy places the organism in Eukaryota, Fungi, Ascomycota, Pichiomycetes, Serinales, Debaryomycetaceae. The coding region runs from base 1 to 927 and encodes 308 amino acids.